UGGACAGUAUGCCGAGUUUGUAUAGUAUUCCUUAGCUUCGAAUGAGGAUCUAUCGAGGUGGCAAAGCUACUUUACUAGACUACUAGUACUACCGUACCUGGUAGUAUUGCUUGAUCUUGCGGUACGGUAGUCUGCAGCUGCAGAAACUUCUAUUCGUUGUAGAAUCUUUCCGGGCGUGGUCAUGGGGUAUUGAUUGAUGAAGUGAUGAAGGCCUACAUGUAUCCCCACAUCAUGUUGUGUUUGCAGCGGCGCUGCCGGUACCGUACACGUGUACCGGUACAGGCACCGCACCUCCUCCUCCAAGAUAACAAACCUAUUUUUACAGCCUUGCAGGUUUAAUUAGUCAUGAUUGAUCAUACACAGUGUAGUGACGUCGUUUUGCCGAGUUCAUCAUGAGAAGCCAACAAGCAAAUUGCCGAGGAUCUUUCUCGCGACGAAUCUACUUCGUCGGUGGCGGAAGGAUUCACAAAACCAAACAGCGAAGGACGAGAAAAGAAGAUACCUAUUGGUCUCCCAUCCAUCAACUCGAAGCAUCUCACAACCAACAAUGUCGUCUGCUUCUACUAGUAGCCAUAGCACUUCCACACUGGCUGUGACAGCAGCAGUAACAGGAGUAGUUGCUGUUAGUACCACUGCCUUGAUCACGUACCUUGUCACAAAGCGCAAUGAAGAGUACAAGCAUCAAAAAUUCCAGUAUGAAACCUACCAGCGUGAUUUGAUGAUCCGUGAAAAGACCAUCUUGGCUCGAAAAGAGGCAGGAGAGCCUCCCACAGGAACACCCAUUGAUGUUCGUGUGGAUCGGGUAUACCUCUGGGAAGUCGAAGAUUUGCGCAAGCGAUUUCCUGGUACCAAAAUUGAAAACAAAAUGAGGGUUUCCAGCUCGACACUCAAGACGAGGAGCCCCAUGAUGCGCAGGGUAGCUGCUGCCGAUGGCGCUGGAGGAAAACGUGGCUCCUUUACCAGUGGUGAAGGAUAUCAGAUUACGGAAUACAACAAGUUGAUUACCAAUCACGAGUGUAUUUUGGGCCAGAUUAUUCGAAAACCCAACAUGGCAGUUCACUCGGUGGGUUAUAUACGAGCUGGGCCUAGACGACACCUACACUUUGAUCCCCGUCAAGUCAGUGCUGCCAUUGUCACUUGUGGAGGACUCUGUCCUGGACUCAACAACUGCAUUCGAGAAAUUACCAAGACAUUGCACCAGUUGUAUGGAAUUGGGGGCAAGGUUUAUGGAAUUCAGGCCGGAUAUCAAGGGUUCUCUGCCACAGAACCACAUUUGCAACCCCUUGAGUUGACACCAGAACUGGUGGAAGAUAUUCAUCAUAGUGGAGGUACAGUCUUGGGAUCUUCUCGUGGAGGAUUCAAUUUGGAGGCCAUUCUGGCAUUUUUGAAAAAGAAAGAUAUCAAGCAGUUGUAUGUUAUCGGAGGUGAUGGAACCCAUCGUGGAGCCUUUCGCAUUCAUGAAGGUUGCAUGGAACAUGGUCUCAAUGUAGCAGUGGCCGGAAUUCCGAAGACGAUUGACAACGACAUUGACCACAUUGACCACACCUUUGGAUUUGCCAGUGCUGUGGAGGCUGCCCAAGUUGCCAUUCGCUCUGCCAAAACAGAAGCAGUCUGCAAUCUACCAAAUGGUGUUGGUAUUGUGAAGUUGAUGGGACGCUCAGCUGGUUUCAUUGCAGCUCAUGCCACCAUGGCAUCUGGAGAUGUGGAUCUUUGCUUGGUUCCAGAAGUCCCACUUGUGCUGGAAGGUGAGAAUGGUUGCUUGCCCCAUUUGUGGCGCCGGGUCAAGCAACAGGGCUAUGCUGUGGUGGUAGUUGCAGAAGGAGCUGGAGAAGAGGUGCUGGGGACCUCUGCUGAAACUGAUGCCAGUGGCAACAAAAAGCUCCCCAAGAUUGGUGAAUACAUGAAGAAACAGGUGGAGGAGUAUUUCAAGAAGAUGGGAGAAGUUGCCACAGUCAAGUACAUUGAUCCUUCCUACACAGUCCGCUCUGUUCCAGCCAAUGCAGCCGAUUCCUUGUACUGUAUGCAACUGGGCCAGAAUGCUGUCCAUGGUGCCAUGGCAGGCUUUACAGGUUUCAGUGUUGGUCUUUGCAACAAUCGAAUGGUCUUUCUCCCCAUUCCUGAAUUGGUAGCAACUUCGCCCCGGAACAUGAAUCCCAAGGGUCGCACUUGGGAGCGAGUUUUAGCUUUGACUAGGCAACCCAACACAGUGCCAGAGGAUAAGGAAUUUGAUCAUACAGAGCCUACCUUGCGUUAAAGUGCACAAAACACUGUGGCAAAGUGCACAAAACUCUGUGGCUUCCUCCAUCUACCAACUCACCCCUUUGCACUGAGGCAUGAUCAGAGAAUAGUGGAAACAGCCCCAGGCAAAAGGCACCGGCAGCCAACGGGAGUGGCAACACAUGCUCUUGGAAGAAACUUUCCCCCAAUUAGUUAGUCAAUUUUGAUUGUUGAAUUCCGCAAACCUCACUUGUGAUUCUAGCUUGGUACGUGUGGACUGCCUUGGCCUACUCGGUUGCAUAAUUCUCUGCCGGUGCCGGUACAUGUUGCGACCUCCUUUCGCUCCCAGCGUAGAGCUUGUACAUCUGGAACCAUCGGUGUUCGCUUGCGUUUCGUCGUUUCGUUGACCUUGGCGGAAGGCUGGGAGGCAAACCCAACGUGUCCUCUCCUGCACAAUCGUAGUCUUCCCACACGAAGUGCUCGUGGGUCAAACUGAGACAACGCGCUGGAAAACGUCCCAUGUCAUCGGUGGAGUUCUCUCGGACAAAGAACCUCGGUCAAUUGAUCGCUUGUGGCGUCAGUCGGGCGCUUUGAUUUGCGAAUGGGUUGC
Seminavis robusta is the source of this 2827-nucleotide messenger RNA. The record is from the annotation of a GenBank genome assembly. Lineage: Eukaryota; Bacillariophyta; Bacillariophyceae; Naviculales; Naviculaceae.